Molecule: messenger RNA, 1606 nt
Organism: Vitis vinifera (wine grape)
Lineage: Eukaryota; Viridiplantae; Streptophyta; Magnoliopsida; Vitales; Vitaceae
Product: protein DETOXIFICATION 16-like
Exons: 8
Coding region: 20-1495 (491 amino acids)
Biological process (GO): xenobiotic detoxification by transmembrane export across the plasma membrane
Cellular component (GO): membrane
Molecular function (GO): xenobiotic transmembrane transporter activity; antiporter activity
Source: RefSeq, a predicted model, not a curated record
UCUCUGUGUGAAGGCGAAGAUGGAUAGAGAGGAUGAGAAGCCAACUCUGAGGUCUCCACUGAUCCAAAAAUGUGGACAAGAUGGCGGAGGAAUAAGCAUGGAAAAGGUUCUUCUGAGGGAGAAGGUAGUAGUAGAAGUGAAGAAGCAGUUGUGGUUGGCAGGACCUUUGAUAUCCGUCAGCCUAUUGCAGCAGUGUUUGGAGGUGAUAUCACUGAUGUUUGUGGGUCAUCUGGGUGACUUGUCUCUCUCGGCUGCUUCCAUGGCUACUUCCUUUGCAUCUGUCACUGGGUUCAGCUUGUUGAUGGGGAUGGCAAGUGCAUUGGAUACCUUAUGUGGGCAGUCCUAUGGAGCAAAGCAAUAUCAUAUGCUCAGUAUACACAUGCAGAGGGCCAUGCUUAUUCUUCUAAUUGUUAGCAUACCUCUUGCUACCAUUUGGGCAUAUACAGGAACCAUUCUAAUGGCCGUGGGCCAAGAUCCUGAGAUAUCACAAGAAGCCGAACUUUAUGCCCGUUUCAUGAUCCCGAGCCUCUUUGCCUAUGGCCUCCUUCAGUGCCUUGUCAGAUUCUUGCAAACCCAAAACAUAGUCUUCCCAAUGAUGCUGAGCUCUGGAAUCACAACCUUACUGCAUGUUCUGGUGUGCUGGUUUCUGGUUUUCAAAUCUGGCCUCGGAAGUAAAGGGGCUGCUUUGGCAAAUAGCAUCUCCUGUUGGAUAAAUGUUUUAUUGCUGGCACUAUAUGUUAAAUUCUCUUCUUCUUGCUCGAAAACUAGGACUGGAUUUUCAAAGGAGGCCCUGCAUAAUAUCCCUAGUUUUCUUAGACUUGCUAUUCCUUCUGCUGUUAUGGUCUGCUUGGAAAUGUGGUCAUUUGAGCUGAUGGUUCUUCUAUCUGGUCUCCUUCCUAAUCCAAAGUUACAGACUUCAGUGCUUUCGAUCUGCCUUUAUACUGCUGCAACAGUUUGGAUGAUCCCCUUUGGACUCAGUGGAGCUGUGAGCACAAGGGUCUCAAAUGAACUUGGGGCAGGGCAUCCACAAGCUGCACGUUUAGCAGUAUUUGUCGUCUUAGUCAUGGCCCUAGCUGAAGGCACUCUCAUUGGACUACUUCUGAUAUUGAUAAGGAACAUCUGGGGCUAUGCCUACAGCAAUGAAAUAGAAGUGGUCACAUAUGUAGCAGCCAUGAUGCCAAUUCUUGCAUUAUCCAACUUCCUAGAUGGAAUGCAGUGUGUUCUUUCAGGCACUGCUAGAGGAUGCGGUUGGCAGAAGAUUGGUGCCUUUGUCAAUCUAGGAUCAUAUUAUCUUGUGGGAAUUCCAUGUGCUAUUUUAUUAGCUUUUGUCUUCCACAUUGAAGGAAGGGGCCUCUGGUUGGGGAUUAUAUGUGGGCUCAUAGUUCAAGUGUCGUCCCUUCUUAUCAUAACCCUACGCACUAACUGGGAGGAUGAAGCAAAGAAGGCUACAGAUAGAGUCUAUGACGCUAUAAUCCCUGUUGAGACAGUGCAUUGAGCUGAAAUAUACAUUAAAUUCAAUAAUUCUCUUUCUAUGCAUAUUAAGAAUCUAUGAAUUCUGUUUAUAAGAAUAUGAAUUCAAAGUCACAGUCUAAAUUUAGGGCUAUUU